AGUUGAAUUUAGCCUCUUUUGUGUUGUGAAGUAUAUAUGUGUUCUAUUUUUAAUGUUCUUGUUUAUUAGUAUAGUUAUCAUAGGUAAGGACUCGUGGGUUCUGUUAAAGUAGCAGUUGGCUAAUUAAAGUUUACAAAUUAGAUAAAUAAAAUAUUGUGCAAUUUGACGUCAAAGCUACAAAGAAACUUGAUCCAAAGAGAGCAUAAAACAUGCAAAUGCUUAUUACUCAGGCAAUCAAUACUCAGGCGUGGCAAUACAUACAAUAGAGUCAUUAGAAAGAGGUAGUUAACGAUGUUAUAGAAUUUUUGAAAAAGAAUUGCAUGGUCUACACCACAACAAGCAUUUGCUUAACACACUUCGCUUCACUGCACGGUUCAAAGAAUCUUCGAGAAAUUCAAUUGUUUAUUGCGAAGCCUGUUGGUAUUACGACGAGUGAAUGGACUACCUGUUGCUGGUGAAAUAGUACUGCAUGCUGAGAAACUGUAGAUAGCCCCACUUCAUCAGUGUUAAUAGACAACAGCUUGGCUCAGCAACUGAGUGCUAAUAAACAAAAACAGACCGAUGGAAAACAGGACAAAGGAACUAACUAGAGCUCAUGGUGUACACACGGCUCUGAAAGUCAAAGAUAGUAGAACUGGAAAGGUGAUUUUAAAAGACAACGUUUUCGAAGACUCCAAACUGGAGUGUGAAAUUAAUCACCUGAAACUCUGGCAGAAGAAAGAAGAAAGUCGGCUGCGAUGGGAGAAGGAACAUGCUAUCAGAGACAUGAGAAAACAUUUACUGCGGAGAGUUGAAUCUAAUCCUGAAAUAUUAAACUUGCCUCGAAUUGAAGGAGGAGGAUUAAGACAAAAUCUAAGAGCGACUAGACAUGACAAGAAACGUUUCAUUAGCAUAAGUGAUUCUUUAGACUCCUCUCCAGAACAAAGCCCUCACAACUCACUGGAAGAUGUGCGUCUACCAAGAGUUGUAUCAGCUUCACUACCUAGCGACGUUUACCACAUGUCAGAGACAACUACAUUGCCUGCUUUGUUAUCGCCUUGUUUGAUAAGGAAGUCUAAAGUUGAAGAUUCUACAAACGAUCCCAGAUUCAAAAAGCUUUUGCAGAACUUGGUUCCGAAGCCUUCAGUGAAGAAGGCAAUGUCUAAUGACUUAUAACUCGAAGAUAACUCGAAUGGUUAAGAGGCUAUGUGAAUUUUGCCUGAUCUGUAUGACUAAUGAACUGUGACAAUAAAGAGACAUUCAGAAAAAUCGGACUGAAACACAAUUCGUUUCAGGUGCAAAUGGUUAAACUUUAAUUCUGUAGAAUAAGCUGCACAGAGAGCGGUAUUUAGCGGUGAUAGAAUAAUGCUAAGAACAUGUAUUCGUUCUUGAAGUGAUUCUGUUGAUUGGAUACUAAUUACCUCAACUUAGCAUUUUGAGAAUGGAUCAGUUGUAAGAGCAACAAGUUGAAAAGAAUAAAUAAGUAGGUAAUAAAUAAGUGUCAAAGUUAUUUACCGUAAAAUCCGAAAGUAACGACCCUCGUUACUUUCAGAAUUAGCAGACUUUGGGGCUCGCUACUUUAAGGGGGUCGUUACUUUCGGAGAGCAAAAUAGUUGCGUAAAGCUGGUGUAACUCAGCUCUUUUAUCAAAUUAAAAAGGGAAAUUCCUAAAAAGAGUUCCAAAACAUGAGAUGAAACUCUUUGUUUCAGUUUAAAUUUAUGUUGAUGCCACAUGGGUGAGCUCUUCUGUAUAUACUGUGUUGUCAAUGGUCGGCAGGAAAGCUAGUCAGAAGUCACAGAAGACGUAAACUGUUUCUACUUCAUGAAGCACAGCUGCUCCUCUGCCCGGUUUUUAGUUUUUUUUUUAAAUAUUAUUAUCCAAUAACUACGUACUUGAUAUAGUAAUUUUAUUAACAACAAUUACUAAUAAUUUUUUCUCUUUCUUUUUAUUUAUGUAUUGUUACCACUAGUUUUAUCGUUUGUUGUUAAACCUGUUUUAGGUAUUUUAAUGUAAGUAAUUAUGUAGCUUUUUUCCUCUACGGUUAUU
Messenger RNA from Orbicella faveolata, 2025 nucleotides. RefSeq lists its product as uncharacterized. Lineage: Eukaryota; Metazoa; Cnidaria; Anthozoa; Scleractinia; Merulinidae. The record is from RefSeq and is a predicted model, not a curated record.